AUGGCUUUUCACAAGCACUUUAUCACUAUUUCCAACGUUGUUUUGUUCACUUCUUUUUUCCUUUCCUUGUUUGCCCCAAAGUCUCAUUCUUCUAAAAUUUUUGCGAGUGCAGCAAGUUAUUUCAGUGACAAAGAUCUUCUUGAGUUCCCUCUAAAUUUAGAGUACUUGGAGGCUGAGUUCUUUCUGUUUGGAUCUUUGGGCUAUGGGCUGGAUAUAGCUAGCCCAGAUCUUGCCCAAGGAGGCCCAUCACCAAUUGGGGGUAGAUUGGCCCAACUUGACCCUCUCACUAAAGAUAUUAUUUUGCAAUUCGGCUUGCAGGAAGUUGGGCAUUUGAGGGCCAUAAAAAGCACAGUAAAAGGAUUUCCAAGGCCAUUGCUAAAUAUAAGCAGCCAAGUGUUCGCAACAAUAAUGAACAAGGCUUUUGGAAGACCUCUGAACCCACCUUUUGAUCCAUAUGCCAAUUCCAUUAAUUAUUUAUUGGCAACUUAUGUAAUUCCUUAUGUUGGUCUCACUGGUUAUGUUGGAGCUAAUCCUAUGCUCCAAAAUACCACCUCCAAACAGCUAGUAGCUGGGCUUCUGGGAGUCGAGUCAGGGCAAGAUGCAGUAACAAGAGCAUUAUUAUAUGAGCGUAAGCAUGAACUCGUCGCGCCAUACGCCAUAACUGUAGCAGAAUUCACAGACCGUAUCUCCAAGCUUCGAGACAGACUAGGAAACGCUGGUUUGAAGGAGGACGAAGGUCUUGUCGUCCCAAAAGAUGAAGGUUCUGAGGGCAAAGUCUCCGGCAAUGUCCUCUCUGCAAACACCAACUCUCUCUCUUAUGGCAGAACCCCUCAGCAAAUAUUAAGGAUCAUUUAUGGGACUGGCAGUGAGAGUAUCCCAGGUGGUUUCUAUCCCGAAGGAGCACAUGGUCGCAUCGCUCAGUCUUAUAAUAAUUUACAUCCUUAAUUAAUCACAUAUAAUAAUGUCUCUGGCUUUCAUAUAU
Molecule: messenger RNA, 982 nt
Organism: Neltuma alba
Lineage: Eukaryota; Viridiplantae; Streptophyta; Magnoliopsida; Fabales; Fabaceae
Product: desiccation-related protein PCC13-62-like
Exons: 3
Coding region: 1-945 (314 amino acids)
Source: RefSeq, a predicted model, not a curated record